AUGCGCUUCAACGCUGUUCUUCUUGCGGUUGCUGCCGCCGGCACUGCUGUUGCUCAACGUCCUGCCAACCAGUCCAUCUGUGACUAUUACACCACUGCCUUGCUGAAGCAGAACAAUGCCACCAACCAGUACACUCUCCUGACUCUGUUGGUCAACACCGCCGUCAUCGGUAACUACACCCAGCCUAACGUGGGUAUCAUGGUUCCGGGUAUUCUGAACCCCAAUGGCACGUACAACAAUACCAAGGUCAACCUGGUCCCCUACUUCGAUGGCGGUCUUGCUUCUACCAACGACGGUGGCAAUAUGGGUGUUGCUAAGAACUUCCUGGACGGUGGAGGUGCUGCUCCUCUGAUGAAGAACAUGCCCGCCGAUGAUACGACCUCUAACCAAUACAAGCUCCUGACUCACCUCUACGAGUUCUUCGGUAGCCUUCUCGGCUGCUCUGGGGUUGGCAUGACCGGUUUCCCAGCUUACGCUGGAGAUGCGAGCAUGUAUGAGGUUCACAAGUUCAUGGCCCUCGACCCAUUCCAGAUGGGCUUCUUCAUCGAGCAAGUCGCCCUUUCCGCUGCCUCCUUCGGAGUCGCCCAGUCGGAUAUCGAGGCCGCCGGCCAGGCUCUGGGCUCCCUCUUCAACUACCGCUGCGCUCCUAAGACCACCGUCAUCAAGGCUCAGGGUCCCCAGUACCAGAGCGUUUGUACUAACGAUUCUUGCCCGCUGGCUGAUAACGCUACCUGCGCUGCUCAACCCUCCAUGCCCCAGCCUCUUGUUGCCAACGCCACUCUCGCCGAUGGGGAGGGUCGUAUACCCUCCGGCUCUGCGACUAUGUCUGGGAGUGCUUCAGGGACUGCCUCGAGUGCGUCCUCUGCGUCCUCGGCCAGUGCUACCGUCAACGCAGCCCCCCACACCGUUCCUGGGCUUGCCGGUGUGUUUGUAGCGCUCGUGGCUUUCCUCGCUUUGUAA
Messenger RNA from Penicillium daleae, 960 nucleotides. RefSeq lists its product as uncharacterized. Lineage: Eukaryota; Fungi; Ascomycota; Eurotiomycetes; Eurotiales; Aspergillaceae. The record is from RefSeq and is a predicted model, not a curated record. Gene Ontology annotation, molecular function: heme binding; oxygen binding. Bases 1 to 960 code for a protein of 319 amino acids. The transcript has 3 exons.